Messenger RNA from Syzygium oleosum, 1094 nucleotides. RefSeq lists its product as uncharacterized. Lineage: Eukaryota; Viridiplantae; Streptophyta; Magnoliopsida; Myrtales; Myrtaceae. The coding region runs from base 338 to 961 and encodes 207 amino acids. The transcript is spliced from 7 exons. The record is from RefSeq and is a predicted model, not a curated record.
AUAGCAGACUCGUAGACGAAGAAGACGAAGGGCGAGAGAGAGAGCGAGAGAGAGCAGGCAGCUGACGACUCUUCACCAUGCUUGAGGUACUGGGCGAAGCAUAUGGAUGUGUCGGUCUCUCUCCUCGUGUACAUAAAGCCGGAAAAUUUAGGGGAAGUGAUGGGUGUUCGUUCUUAAAGAACGGUUCUUUCUCUUUCCUCGGGGUCGCGGGAUGUCUCCCUUCAGUUUCACCAGAGGGUCUCGAGCUCGACGCUUGUAGCUUGUAAAUGCCGCUCUGGAGACACCUCCCACCAUCGAUCUGUCAAAUUGUUUCGUGCAUGGGGAUUUUGUGAGAUCAAUGCAUUCUAGAAAUAAAUGCUGUUCGUUUUCUCUGUUGGAUGGAUGCUUUGGAAAGAGAAGUAGCUGCUUGUUUUUAGGAGCCUAUUCUCAUAUUCUUGCACUUUACAUAAUGGAGAAGUUUAAGGGAACGUUCAAGGCACUUUUCAAUAGCAGAGGCUGUCUUGGAUGCUUUACUAAACCUCCACUAGGUAUCUCUGUGGAUGAUUCUUCAAAGGGACAGCAAAUUCAAGGCCAAGCAGUGAAGAAACGAUUCAUCGCAGUCGACUCCUGGAGCACUAGCCAUUGUGAAAUGGAUAACAGUGUUGCACCUUCUCAAAGAAGUAUAUACUCUAUCAGCACAUUAAACCAGACCCUUGAUCCUCCUGACAGCGGUGCUGGUGAACCGAGCAACCCAUCCGAGUUUGUAAAUCGCGGCCUUCUUCUAUGGAACCAGACAAGGCAGCAAUGGACUGCAAAUAAGGGAACUCAGAAUCGCACACAAGUUCGAGAACCUAAAAUCAGCUGGAAUGCGACUUACGACAGCCUACUCGGAAACAGCAAGCCUUUCCGACAGCCUAUUCCACUUGCGGAAAUGAUAGAUUUUCUCGUCGAUGUCUGGGAGCAGGAGGGCUUGUACGAUUGACAGUGUAGCCAUCUCGGUAAUGUUCACAUUCAGGGGCUGCUUGUGAAUUCUUUUAUGCGAAACUGCAUAUGAUUGUGUUGCGCAUUUGACUCGACUAAAUGCUCCGUAAUGCAUGUGCAAAGAGGCUUCGAUA